AUGUGGGGCCCCACACGCGUGGGCGCCGAGGAGGAGAAGGGGACCGAGGAGACCCCGGCCUUGACGGGAGCGUGUGCGCGGAGAGCUGCGUCUUCGGCUUGCCUUGCCUUCCAAGUAGAGGGUCGCCGUGCUUCCCGCGCGAACGCGCGCUGCUUCCCUGUGGGUCUCCCCGAGAAGAAAAUCGGCCCCUGCAUCCAGGCUGCCGGUCAGCAAGGGACUGCGGAAGGCUCAGUCUCUCCUGGCGGCUGCCUGGCUGUCCCGGCUCUCUCGCCUGGGUCGCCAUCCAAUGCCCCGCCGGCGGAGGACGUUGCCAAUCGUGGAGUGACGCCCCAGUCGGAGGGCGAUCUGCGUGAACCCGCUCUCGCUGCGCCUUCCUUCCCCCUGUCCAGGGCGGUGGAUCUCGCCUACCAGGAAGUCUUUCCGACUCUUCAUCACGCUUCGCUUUCCUCCGGGCCGUCACUGCUGUCGCCUGCCUCUCCCUCAGGCUCAGCAAGUCCGCCUGGCGCGUCUCCUGUGGCGAGCCGCGGGGCUCGGCGGGCCCCGUUGGUGCUGGUGCUGCAUGGGAUGUUUCGCUGCGGAGACGACAUGCUCGAGCUCUGUUCGCAGCUGCAUGCGGAGCGCGUGUUGGCGGUCGACCUGCGGAACCACGGCGCGUCGCCGUUCACUUCCUCCAUGUUCCUUCAGGACAUGGCUGCCGACGUUAUCGCGCUCAUUCAGCGUGAGCUGGGCCUCUCGCGGCCCCGCGGCGCAGGACCGGGGCCCGCAGGCACCGAGGGAGAGCUCGACGAGAGGGGCGGGCGACCGGCGCGGGGCGGGUUCCGAGACGCAGAGGCGAGCUCUCUCCGCGCUGCGGAAGAGUUCCCAGGCUGUGAAGCCGAGCCCAGCCAAGCGCGUUCCUGCGGCAUGCAGGCGAGACCGAGCCGAGCACGCGCCGCGCCUCCGCACCACUCUGCUUCCUCCACUGCUCCUGUCGCCUCCUCCGGCUGCCCCCCUCGCCCCUCGGUGUGGCAGCGCCCGCGGGGAUGCACCGUGGUAGGGCACAGCCUGGGCGGGCAGGUGGCGCUCGCGGCGGCGCUGCGGGCGCCUGCAGGGCUCAUCUCGGGCGUGGUCGCGCUCGACAUCUGCCCUGUGAAUUACUACGACUGGCCGUUGCCGCGCGCAGGCCCCUACGACAUCCGCGACCUCGUUGAACUCGUCGCGGCUCCUCUCCUCGUGGGGGACGGGAGCAAACAAAAGGCUCUUGAGCGCCUCGGCGAGGUUGCCCCGGCGCUGAAAGGCGCAGGCGCACGCUCCCUGCUCUGUCUGCUUGCAGAGGAGGAGGUGCCUGCGAACCGCGACGAGGAAGAAGAGACGUGCUGCCCUCAGGAUCACGCGCGCAGCGAGGAGCGAGGAGAGCGCGGAUGCGACAGCGCGGACGGAGGGAGCGCCACGCAGAGAAGCCAUGAAGCAGACGGCCGGAUCCAAGAAAACGUGACGCCACACGGGGGAGAGGAAGGCGAAAGGGCCUGCUGUGCGCCUCUCCACAGUGGGCAGGCAGAACGGCGCGUGAAGAGUCCCCGGAGAAGCUACAAAACGGUCAAGAAGCUGAGAUGGAAAAUGAACACGCCUGUCCUGCGCGACAGUUUCCGCAACAAAACCCUGAGGUGGGAUCUCCCCGCCGCUCUCUCCUCUGCGCAGGCUGCUCCCGCCCUGUCCUCGCAGCCUCACUCUUCGUCGGAUUCGUUGCCUCUCACUCCUUCGACCGCCUUUUCUGCUGUGCCUGGGGGCGUCCGCCGCCCUUCUCCGUCCAGCUCCGCCCCGCCGACUUCGCGCGAAGCUCACGCGGCGGUGGAGAGCUUCCAUAAGCCCCCCAGCCCGUAUACGGGCCCUGUGCUGAUUGUGCGGGGACUCUGUUCGCCCUGGGUGGAUCCAGCGAGGCACUGGAGCGCGAUAAAAAACUACUUCCCUGCAGCUCGCGGGCUGACGCUGGAAAGCGCCGGUCACGCCGUCCAUGUAGACCAGCCGCAGGAGACCGCCGAGGCGAUAAAUGCUCUCCUGCACGAAGUCGUAGCAGACGCGUGA
Messenger RNA from Besnoitia besnoiti, 2061 nucleotides. RefSeq lists its product as uncharacterized. The record is from RefSeq and is a predicted model, not a curated record. The coding region runs from base 1 to 2061 and encodes 686 amino acids. Lineage: Eukaryota; Apicomplexa; Conoidasida; Eucoccidiorida; Sarcocystidae. The transcript has a single exon.